Messenger RNA from Lachnellula hyalina, 4650 nucleotides. It is a transcript of the gene MOT2, whose product is annotated as General negative regulator of transcription subunit. Gene Ontology annotation, molecular function: ubiquitin-protein transferase activity; metal ion binding; RNA binding. Gene Ontology annotation, biological process: protein ubiquitination. NCBI's taxonomy places the organism in Eukaryota, Fungi, Ascomycota, Leotiomycetes, Helotiales, Lachnaceae. The transcript has 6 exons. The record is from RefSeq and is a predicted model, not a curated record. Gene Ontology annotation, cellular component: CCR4-NOT complex. Bases 1 to 4650 code for a protein of 1549 amino acids.
AUGGCGCCCCAAGAUAUGUUCAUCGAUGAGGAGGAUGAUACCUGCCCCCUCUGCGUAGAAGAGUUCGAUCUUUCCGACAAGAACUUUCGACCAUGCCCCUGCGGGUACCAGGUCUGCCAGUUUUGUUUCAACAAUAUCAAGAAUAAUAUGAACGGCCUAUGCCCUGCAUGUCGAAGACCCUAUGACGAGAAGACAAUAGAAUGGAAGGUGGUCACACCCGAAGAGGUAGCACAGUUCAAGGCGAACAUUCAAAAGAACGCAAAAAAGAAGGCCGAACAACGACAAAAAGAGGCACAAAAGCGAGAGGUCGAGAGUCUAAACCGAAAACAUCUUUCAGGCCUCCGAGUUGUGCAGAAAAACCUGGUUUACGUAACGGGGCUGAAUCCUACUUCUGGUAAAGAUUCACUUUUGGAUUCCCUCAGAGGCCCGUCGUACUUUGGCCAAUAUGGAGAUGUCAUUAAGGUCGCAGUCACCAACAAGACUAGACCGACCGAUGCAUCCAAUGUGGGCGUUUAUGUUACCUUUUCGACGAAAGAGGAGGCACAACGAUGUAUAGCUGCAAUAAACAACUCACAAAACAACGACCGAACGCUGCGGGCAUCUUUAGGGACUACGAAAUACUGCUCGGCAUACCUUAGGAACGAGACUUGCACCAAUAAGAACUGUAUGUUCCUUCACGAACCUGGCGACAAUGAUGAUAGUUAUUCUCGACAAGAUUUAUCUUCAAUUAACAGCGUUAAUACACAACGACCUCUCCCUCCCACUGCCUCUUCCUCACGCCAAGCACCUUUACAGCAUAUGCAACCCGUAGCUGCUGCGGCGCAGCCUAUGCAUAGAGAAUCGAGUAAGGAUGGAUCGGACAGCGGUGAUGGCUCGGCUCUACCGUCUUCUGCAAGCUGGGCAAACAAAGGCAUGCAACAACGCAGCCGAAGAGGAAGCCACGCCACAAGUGGUGCUGCUUCAAGUCCGGCAGCCUCGCAAGCAAUGCCUGCGACAGCUGAGGUUAUGGAGGAGCCAACUCCUGUUGAGGAAGCCGUACCUGAACCUUCAAAUCCUGUCCUGGCAUCGGAAACUGAAUCGCCAUCACCGCGACCGCACAAGAACCAAGAGUUCGCGGAACUCUUGCUAGCGAUCACAUCACUUCCAUCCAUACAGACCAUCUCGAUCCCAGAACUACCAUUCCCGCCACUGUUCGAUACCAACGGUGGCGCAAAACGUAGGGCUAUGCGAGAGCAAAAUGAGGAGGAAGCGAGACUUAAUAUUGAACAAGAAUCACUGUCAGACAUCCGCUCUACCGCAGAACCAUUGGAAGAAGAGGAACCUGAAAGUGGUAGUUUGCAACUUGGUGGGGAGCCGGAGGAUAGUGGACGUGAGAUCCCGCAAGGCUUUCAAAGACGCCCCAGUGCCCAACUCCCAAUCCAACGAACCAACAACGGCCCCGGGGCUGCAGGUCUAGCCUUUCCUCGUAACCUCAGCAAUCUCAGCUCAAUAAACGGCCGCACCUUGACACUCCAGCAAAGAGACUUGCUGCUGAACAAUCAAAAUCCUUCAUCUAGUUUUGCAGACCAGUUCUCUCCUGGAAUGGCAGGUCAGUCAAAUCAAAGCGCUGGGCUGUUCCAGCAACAAGGUCACAACAGACAGUCAAGCCGAUUUAACUUCUCAAACGAAAAUCCAUCGUUACCGUCCAUCAAACCAUCAGCCAAUCCGAAAUUGAUGGCACAACAAUCAUCAAUGAUGCCAUCCGUGAAUCACACCCAAAGCAGUCAAUUCUACGGCGGUUCCAUGCCGCCUCCACCUGGUCUGAAAUCAGCAGGAACCCCUCCUGCUGGGUUUGGUCAAAAUCACGCAUUUGGUGGUUCAAUGGGCGGUGCUUCGGCUUUCAAUAGGGUGCCAAAAGGCAACGAGAACGAAAUGCUGCAGGAUAUUUUUCGAGGCCGUGGUAAUGUUGGGAGUGGGCAGUCUCAUGAUACAGGCAAGCGUGAGUUUAUGUUUCCUUCUUUUCUUCAACAGUACCCAUCUGCCUCCUCCACUCCAGCUCCUGCUUCAGGCCUGGCAUCGCUCUAUGGUUCUCAGCCUGGAGCUUUCCAUGACUACAGUCAAAAGCAGAAGAAGAAGGGAAAGAAGCACAGACAUGCUAACACUUCCUCCUCUGGAGGGGGUGGCCUAGUCGAUCUUGCGGACCCGAGUAUCUUACAGGCGAGAAUGCAACACCAACAACAGAGCAAUGCCGGAGUCGGGCCGGGCGGACUGUUUGGAUCUCAGGCUCAAGACAUGCUGGCAGGCAUGACGAAAGGUCGCAUCGGGAACUCCAUCAUCGUCUUCAUCGGGACCCUCUUUCUUGUACGUUAUAGUCCCCGAACCCUUGCCGUGGCGGCAGAAGACCCAAGCCUCGACGAAGCAACUUCAGCAGAAGUCGAUGCUCUAGUCGCCGAUGAUACGACCGAUGAUUACGGAUCCUACCCAAAUGUUUUGGAUGCAUCACGGUCGUCAACACCAUCUGUACCUCCUGGGUUCCUCCCUCAACAUCGCCUGUCGAAUUUCCAUGAAGCGCCUGCAAAAAUUCCAUCACGUAUUCUUGCCACGUCUGCUCCAUUUGUUCCACCGUCUACGACACCUCUCGCAAGUGUUGCAAUCCCGGAAAGCUCUGCACCUGCAGCAUCUCAAGCGAAACAAGAGCUGAGACAGCUCGCCACACAGAAGGGCUUGACGAAGGAAAUCGCAUCUCAAUCCUCUCAGCCAGCUGUUCAAGCCGAAGAAUAUCCAGCUUUGGGGAGUGAGAAGGCGAAAGUUCCAUUGACGCCAACGCCCACGCCCAGCAAGAUAAAUCUAAAGCCAGCAUUUACCACCACCAGUAAGAAACAGUUGUCGAUAACCCUGGCGACUGCUCAGACACCUUCCAAAAGUGAUAGACGCGCUACACCUCUUAGUGUCGUAGUACCUUCAAAGGUCCCAACUAAGACACCUACAGAUGUGCCUGCUCACGCUCCUUCCGGGGCGGGAUUUCCACCGCUACCUCCUAGCACUCCAUCUGCCUCUUCGACCCAGUCGCCUGCCACAAGAAAUGCUUCAAAACCCCAACGAAUUGCGUCCACUGUGAAGUCAGAUACUCCAACCGCUGGAAGCGCUACGCCAUUUUCCAUGACAUCAAACUUUCCACCACAACUGCCAUCGUCUCGUCAACCAAGUCUUGCAUCAAUGUCCAGACAUGAACGUCCUGGCACGCCCACAAGCGAGAUGAUAUCAGACAACGCAUCAAUCACAUCUACUUCCAUGUCAAGAGCAAACUCUCCCCCACCAUCCAAGAUUGGUUCUGCUCCGGUUAAAACAACCACGAGAAGCGCGCGAAAGAAACAGGUUGAGCAGAAAAAGAAGGACAGGCUUGAUAUGGAGGUAGCUGCUGCCGAACAGGAGCCUAAGGUUGAGGAAGUUGGCCCAAUCAUGGGAAGGAAGAGAAAGCAGAAAAAAGAUCGGAUUAUCUCCAGCGCUGCAGGAGGUUCUACACCUGCGGCCAGCCGGCCGCCAUCGCCUAGCCCUGUAGAUACUGCAUCCACAUCAGCAGAGCAGAUCUCCAAAGCCUCACCUAUUGAACAGACUCACAGUCAAGACCAGCAGUCUUCGGUCGAACCCGAGAUUGCUAAACCGUCACGAGGGCAUGACGCGAAGACCAAGGGCAAAGCCAAGAGUCGAACCUCGGCAUCUGUAACAAAUACAACACCAGAGCCUGUACCUGCGCCUCCACCAGCCGAAGUCGAAGAAGAAGGAAUCACUACCUACAAACCCAUUCCAACUCCAGCCUCAGUGCUACAUGAACUUACUGCUUCCGGCGAGAUCUCAGACACUGCUCAACUUGCAAUUUUGAAGGAAAAGCCCGGAACAAACGCCCGAUCCCAUCACGACGUGGAAGUCCAGGCCCAAGGCCAAAAAUUGACCAUUACUACGGAAGACCGAGCAGCCUUAUUUGCGGGCAAACCAGUUCGGAAGAAUGGUGACGGCCCAACUCGCAUUCUGCUCACUCCCAAUGGAGAUUAUGUACGCAACCUCACCGCCGAAGAAGAGGAUCGGUACUUGCAGCUUCAGGCUCGCCUUGCCGAAGAAGCAGGAGCCACGGCUUUCGUAUCCACCAAACACAACGCCAACAAUGGCUUCACGCUUAUUGGAGGUCGCGCAGUUCCCAAUGGCCCCCCAUCCUUCUUCCCUGCUCCAGCCGGCACCGUAUCCCCACUUGAUCCUGUCAGCAAGAUCCAGCGUGACGAGGCACUCAGCUAUAUCAACCAAUACGUCCUGCCCUCACUAUCCACCAACUCUCAACUCGAGAAGGCCUUGAACGCCAAUGCUUUGGAUGCGGAGUUGACUCGCUCUACCGACAGCGCUGGCUUUCCAUCGUGGAGCACUCACCAACACGGUGACACCAAUGGUGAUGCGCAUGAUCAGGCAGGUAUAUUAGCCAAUGGCCUUGACAGCAUGACGGCGCAUUUCGCAGUCGGCAGAGACGGCGACAGCGGUCGACCUCUGGGCAAUGUAUCGCUGCUGAGCCUUCCAGAAGCAGAGACCGCAAUGCAAGCGGCAAGGAAGGAGGCGGAGAUCAUUGAGAAGAAGCUUAUUGCUUUAGUAAGGAAGAACAAGCGCAUGUUGCUUGGUUCCGGACAUUGA